AUGCCUAAAGCCAAUGAGGUAGAGAGCGAGAGCUCCAAAGAUCAGAACAAUAGCAACACUAAAGAACUUUUAUUAGUUAAGUGGACAAUAUGUUUUUCAAUAUGGGUCUGGAUUCUAGUUUCUUCAAGAACUUUUCAAUCAAUAUUACCUUUAAAAUUUUUGCCUUCAGAUCUUGGUGUUUAUGGUGAUAAUCCAACUGAUUUGAUUUCAAUGAUUGAUGGGAUUUCAACGAAUGAGACAUCAACAAAAGUUUUAGAACCUGCAGUAAUAAUAACAAAUGCUGACUUAUUAUUAAGCUUCAAAUUAUAUGAAUAUGAUAUUGAUGUUGAACCUGAAGAUCUUGAAAUGGGUAAAAUUUUAAGUUUAUCAUUCCAAUUAGAUAGACCUGCAGCUAACUACUUCGGAUUGAACUCCGAUUUUAUGUAUGAUUUACAAAGUAUAUUUGAUGAUACAAUUUAUGAUUUAUAUUUUGAUGAAUUUGCUACAGAUUUCAAAGAUUCAAUGGAUUUAGAUAAAUUAAGUAAAUGGCUACAAGUUUUAGGUGUAUUGAGAUUAGUUUUAUUGAUUUUCAUGAUCGCUUUACUUUUAUCAGUUAUACUAUCAUUCAUACCCCAGAAGGGUCACCAAGGUGUUCAAAAAAUUAUCAAAUCGGCCUUGGGUUCAUGUUUGACACUCAUACAUAUAGGAUUUAUAAUUUGCAUGUCAUUCAUCAUACACACAUUUCCAUCUGGUGUCAAUGGAUUGAAUUUGUCCAUCAUGGUGAUGGGAUUGAUAUUUUCCAUUAUAGUGGCGGCGAAAGGGCUUUCAUAG
Molecule: messenger RNA, 810 nt
Organism: Hansenula ciferrii
Lineage: Eukaryota; Fungi; Ascomycota; Saccharomycetes; Phaffomycetales; Wickerhamomycetaceae
Exons: 1
Coding region: 1-810 (269 amino acids)
Source: RefSeq, a predicted model, not a curated record